UUUCCAUUCACACCGCUCAUUUUCUCUCUCUUUCGAACAUACUUACAAAUCCUUCAACAACAAUGGAGACCACCAAGAAAACCACCAAAGGCGCCGGCGGCCGUGGCGGUCGUGGAAGCGGAGAGAGAAAGAAGUCUGUCACAAAAUCCCUCAAAGCUGGCCUCCAGUUCCCCGUCGGAAGAAUCUCCCGUUUCCUCAAAAAAGGUCGUUACGCUCAACGUCUCAGCUCCGCUUCACCAGUUUACCUCGCCGCCGUCCUAGAGUAUCUCGCCGCGGAGGUGUUGGAGCUAGCAGGGAAUGCAGCACGAGACAACAAGAAGAGCAGGAUCAUCCCAAGGCACUUGCUGCUAGCGAUUAGGAAUGAUGAUGAGCUCGGAAAGCUUCUUCAUGGUGUUACAAUUGCGAAUGGUGGUGUUCUUCCUAACAUCCAUUCCGUGUUGCUGCCUAAGAAGAAGGAAUCUCAAACUCCCCCUUCUCCUUCUGGAAAGGACAAAUCCAAGGCUGACAAGUCACCUAAGAAAACUCCUAAGAAGGCCUGAUUGUUGUUAAUCAUGAUUGAAUUAAUGAGAUGUAAAUUUUGGGAUAAUGACAUGGUGCUAAUUUUAGGGUUAGUUUAUGGGUCUCGUUUUGGGUAAUAUUAAUUGGAAGAAGGAAUGUAGUUACUUUUUGGGUAAUCAAUUACGGGUUUAGUUUCUGCUCUUUUUGUUGCAAAAAUGUCAUGAAAUUAUAUAUUGAAAUCGAAAUGGUCGUUCAUCUUUUGCA
Messenger RNA from Spinacia oleracea (spinach), 762 nucleotides. Its product is annotated as histone H2A.1. The coding region runs from base 63 to 539 and encodes 158 amino acids. Gene Ontology annotation, cellular component: nucleosome. Lineage: Eukaryota; Viridiplantae; Streptophyta; Magnoliopsida; Caryophyllales; Amaranthaceae. The transcript has 2 exons. The record is from RefSeq and is a predicted model, not a curated record. Gene Ontology annotation, molecular function: DNA binding; structural constituent of chromatin; protein heterodimerization activity.